AUGUCUGCUAUGGAGAUUUUCGGGCAUGUGAGGGAAGUCAACUGCUAUCCUAAUAUCUCUAUUGCCUAUCACAUCUUAUUUAUUGUGCAUGUGACGGUCGCAUCGGCGGAAAGAAGCUUUUCGAAAUUGAAAUUGUUGAAGAAUUAUUUGAGGUCAACAAUGACUCAAGAGAGGUUAAAUGGUCUAGCUACACUAUGCGUCGAGAAGAAAUUAUUGGAUGAGAGUGACAUCGACCCCAUCAUAAGCGACUUUGCAUCGAGGAAUGUUGGAAGAAAUUUUUAA
This is a messenger RNA of Triticum turgidum subsp. durum (durum wheat), 282 nucleotides long. The record is from the annotation of a GenBank genome assembly. Lineage: Eukaryota; Viridiplantae; Streptophyta; Magnoliopsida; Poales; Poaceae.